ACCACCCUCCUCAGGAUCACUUUACUGUGGACAAAAAUCACACUGGAAACUUACCAUUCAUUAUUCAUUCAGUACAGAGCAAAAAUCUCCAUAGGGUGUUCUCAUUGUAAAGCUUAUUUAAGCAGAAAGGACUUUGGCUUACUGAGGAAGGAUAACAGAAUUUGUUGCAUCUGGGUGCAAUAAAUUCUGUUAAUCUGGCAGAUCAGGGAAAUGGAGCCAUCAAAUUAAAUAUUUUAGUAAUCAGAAUAACAGAAAAGUAAAUCUGUUAUAUAAAGAUUACCAAUUAAUACUCAGAAUAUAAUUUAAUAACAUACAAAAGCCAUGUUGGACACUAAUUUACCUUAAGAAACUCGAAGAUUAUAUUUAUCUGCCAAUAAUUAAGCUGACUACUUAAUACACCUGUGCCACACGGUGGCAGUGGUUCUUCCAUCUCUGGGACUGCUCUGCUAAGCCAAAAGGGGAGAUAAGCCACAGCGCUUGUAAUUCUUUUUCUCUUAAUGGAAGAGUGUAGAAAUAACUUAAAUGUCAUUCAACAUUCCCUUAAACUAAUCUCAAUGUUUUCUUCCCAUUUUAGGUGACUGCAUUUUUGUGAGAUUAUAAAUGUACCAAGGAGGUUAACAAAACUAACUCAAGAAGAAUGGAAGAAGGUCAGCUGGAAGCCUCAAAUCUUCCUCCAAAAAUUUGGCAUUCUGCGGUGACAGUGUCAGUGACAGGUGAACCACCUACUGCUGUAGAAGAAAAUGAAGAAACAGCCAAAGAAACAGCCGUAGAAAUCAUCCCAGAAGUCAUGGAGCCACUCUGCUUUCUAGAUGUACUGAGGAUCUCUGCAGUUCUGGAGGACACCACAGACCAGCUCUCUAUUCUAAACUAUAUCAUGCCAGUUCAGUAUGAAAAAAGAAAAAGUAUCAGUGUGAAGAAUAACAAAGAAAUUCAUUCAGAAGGAAAAAGCUUAGAAAAACUUUCACUGGUCUUAAAACCCUCAAAAAUAUCCGGUCCAUUCGUACAUAAAGAAGAGCUCAAGUUGCCAGAAAUCAGACAAGGAGGCCAAUUAAACAAAGUGCAAGAUCUUAUCUUCAAAAAACCUACAAGGCAGACCAUAAUGAAUACAGAGACACUGAAGAAAAUUCAGAUUGAUAGGCAAUUUUUCAGUGAUGUAAUUACAGAAACCAUGCAGGAGUUGCAAGAUUCAGGCACUUUCACCAAUCUCCUGAAAGCUUUGGGCAAAGAGAGGGAAAACAAAAUGCAUUUCUAUAAUAUAAUUGCCAGGGAGAAAAAUGGAAGAAAAAAGAUAAAAUCUCUUCAAAAACAGCUACUUAAUGUCAAAAGAGAAAGGCAAGCUGAAGUACAGAGUCGGCAUGAAUAUAUUGCUCACCUCAAGGACCAGUUGCAAGAGGUGAAGGCAAAAACCAAUAUGGAGAAUCGCUAUAUGAAGAGAAACACUGAGCUGCAGAUUUCCCAGACCCAGAAAAAAUGUAGCAAAACAGAGGAGCUCUUGCUGGAAGAGAUUGAGAAACUAAGGCUGAAAACUGAAGAAGAGAACCGGAUUCAUGCAGAGAUUGAAAUAUUCCUUAGAAAGGAGCAGCAGGAUCUGGCUUUAAUGAAUUGGAACACAAGGCAGAGUUUUCCAGGUAAACUUGAGGAGAAGCUAGAGUUCUGGAUGGAGAAAUUUGAUAAGGACACAGAAAUGAAACAGAAUGAACUAAAUGCUCUCAAAGCUGCUAAGGCCAGUGACUUAGCACACCUUCAAGAGCUUGCAAAGACGAUAAGGGAAUAUGAACACGUCAUCAUUGAAGAUCGUAUAGAAAAGGAGAAGACCCGGAAGAAGACAGAACAGGAUCACUUGGAAUUAAAGAGCAGCAUAAAGCUCCAGGCCUGGUGGCGAGGCACUGUGGUGCGGAAGGAAAUUGGUGGUUUCAAAAUGCCCAAGAAGGACAAAGAUGAUGGCAAGGAUUCAAAAGGUAAAGGUAAAGGCAAAGACAAGAACAAGCGGAGAGGCAAGAAGUGACCAAGUUAUCUUCUGUCUUUUCUGAUGGUGUUUGGAGGUGGGAAGGAGGACCUGAAGGGAGUAAGAAACAUCUUUUACCAUCACAGAUAACUCAUCUACAGGUUGUUUCUUAUUUGGACAUUCCCAGGUGAGGCCUGGUUAUACUCGGUCACCUUGACUGUUAUACUAGUUUUCA
Messenger RNA from Physeter macrocephalus (sperm whale), 2180 nucleotides. RefSeq names its product IQ motif containing G (gene IQCG). Gene Ontology annotation, molecular function: protein binding. Gene Ontology annotation, cellular component: sperm flagellum; cytoplasm. The coding region runs from base 638 to 2005 and encodes 455 amino acids. Lineage: Eukaryota; Metazoa; Chordata; Mammalia; Artiodactyla; Physeteridae. The transcript is spliced from 11 exons. The record is from RefSeq and is a predicted model, not a curated record. Gene Ontology annotation, biological process: sperm axoneme assembly; cilium organization.